GAAAUUCUUUUUUUCUUCUGUUCGCUUUGCUGAACUGUUAGAACGUCCCAGGAUGAUUUCAUGCGUUUUUAUAAAGAAUUAGGAAGCAUAGGCAGGUAAGGCAGAUUAGACGCCAGACAGGAUAAUUUCCGCUUCCGGUGCCAUAGGGCAAGUGGAAUGUAAACACGGACCGCGGAGUGGCUUUCAGAAUGGCUUCCUUUGGGUGGAAGAGGAAAAUUGGCGAGAAGGUGUCCAAGGCCACGUCCCAGCAGUUUGAAGCUGAAGCAGCUGAUGAGAAGGGCGCAGCUGAGAGUGAGGAUGGGAACUGGCUCCACGCCAGCAAACGGAGGAAGGAAACCCUGCAGGAAGGCUGUAAACAGAGGAGUAAGCAGCUGAAGGACGAAGGGGCUCAUCUGGCCGAAAACAAACGGUAUCAGGAGGCGAUUCGGAAGUGGGAUGAAGCACUCCAGCUAACCCCCGAGGACGCCACCCUUUAUGAGAUGAAGUCACAGGUCCUGAUGUCUCUUCAUGAAAUGUUUCCAGCAGUACAUGCGGCGGAAAUGGCUGUCAAGCGUAACCCACACUCAUGGGAGUCUUGGCAAACUUUAGGUCGAGCUCAGCUUGGAUUAGGAGAGAUAGUCCUGGCAAUUCGAAGUUUUCAAGUAGCCCUGCACAUAUAUCCAAUGAACCCUGAAAUAUGGAAGGAAGACCUUUCUUGGGCGAGAAAGCUCCAGGAACAGCAGAAGGUAGCACAGAGGAUUGAAAAAAAGGAAAUUCCACCGGAAGGACCAGACCUCUCACCAGGGGCGAUCCCUGACUAUGACUUUGAGAGCGAUGAGAUUGUUGCUGUUUGUGCCGCUGUGGCGGAAAAACAGAAGUCAGCGUCUGCAAAUAAAACAAUGGUUAUUGUGUCAGCUUCUGGGACAGUGGAGAUAGUAAACGAGAAGGAAGAGGGCUCUUCCGCCCCAGAUGGCUCUGUCUUUAUCAAAGCCCGAUGAAGCCAUACACAAUGAAAAGGUGUUUGAACCUUUUCUUUCUUUGUUUUUUUUUUGGUUGCUACUUAAUGCUUAGAUGAAUGACAUAGGCAUAUGUACUCUGGAGGAAAAGGGAAAAACGAUCCUGUUUUAAAAUGAGUUUUUUAGAUGAAACAUACCAGAAUCAAGUUGUGGAAUUAUUCUCAGUGAGUGGACUGUGUUAUAUACUUAAGGUUAGCAUCUUAGGUGAAAUGUGUUUUGAUGAGAAGCAUUUGACUUGACCGUAUGGGAGUUUCCUUAAAGCCGCAGUUUGGAAAGGAUGUUCUUGAAUAGUGUAACUAGACAGGCCAUUACUGCAGUGCCCACAUGGAGACUGCUUUGUGAUAGAGGAAGUGUGCGGCUUCUUCCCCUCCUGUGAAUCUGCUGCUGUCAUCCCCCCAUUUUUCUUGCUUCACUGGUGUAAGUUUUCAUCAAGAUGAAUAUUUCUGACAUUCAUUUGGAUUCAAAGUUAUCACUGAAUAUGUUAUAUGUGAAUAUUUGAAAUAUUUGAAGUUUGCCUAAAAAUGCAUGCAAAUGUAUAUGUCCUGAACAUUUCUUUGAAGAUUUUGUUCUUGUUGUCCUAAUGUUCUGAUUUGUGCUUCCAUUUUGACUGAAGUUAAGGAGUGGUAAGUCCCUCAGUACUUGGUAACUGGAUACUGUGUGUCAGCGAUGGACUCGCUUUCCUCUUCAAGAUGGAGUCAUCUUUACCAUAAGUCAGUCCUUUGUAAAGAUGGAUGGCAUUUGCAGAUUAUCUGUCAGUAAAGUCUACUCCUGCAUUAUCCUGAUCAAAAAAGAGUUUCUUUUCCUUUUUCUUUUAGUGGGGAGGUUAACCUAAACUAGCCCGCUGGAUUAGCACCCACCACUGAGCUAGAUCCUCAUACCUUUUGUUCUUAUUUUUGAAAGUAUGAAGAACCUUGAAAACCUUUUUUCCCUUUUUGGCUUUUGUUUUUUAGUGACAAGUUCUUACUUUUAGCCCAUGGUUAUCUUUAGCUCAAGGUUAUCUUCCUGACUCAGCAUCUAGACUGCUGGGGAUACAAGUAUGAUCUACCAGAGCUGACUAAUACCUCUUGCUUGCAACUUUAUAGUGCACAAUUUAAAAACAUCUUUCUAAAUAGCUUUUUGGGGAACUAUUCAGUGAAAUGAAAAAAAUAGUUACAAGUUCAAAUCAGUAUCAAAUCUCUUUAAAAGUAAAAAGACAAAGUUAUUAAAGUGUCAGUAUGUGACUGACAAGCAAGGAGCGGGAAUGGAUUAAUGUAUAAUCCCACAAGUAUGAGGUGGAUACGGUAAGGAAGAGUUCAGUGCGUGGUGUGGUAGCUAAUGCCUAUAAUCCCAGCACUGAAGAGGCUAAGGCAGGAGAGUUGUAAGUUCAAGGCCAGCCUGGGCAACAUAGCAAGCCCCUUGCCUCAGAACAAAGCAAAAACAGUCGAAAAAUAAAACAACUCAAGAAAAAGUUUAUUAGAAAUUCUGAGUCACGGUCACAAACCAAUACUAUUGCUAUGAAUUACUGUUUUUAUUUCAUAUAUUAUAGUACAAACAUAUGCGACUGUCAGGUGCUGUUCACUCUGAUACUCAGGCAGUUAUGAUUGAUGUAACAUUUUCUUUUAGAGAUAAAAAUUAUCUCUGUUGUAUUAUGUAAUCUUAGCAAAAACUGUUGAGACAUAUAAAUAUUGUCUGUAUUUUUAUGAGGAUGAUAUUUUUGAAAGUAUUUUAAUGGAAUGUUCUCUAGUUUUUCUUCCAAAGUUAGAGAAUCAGCAGUUUCCUUAAGUAUUAUAUUCACCCCCCUAAUUAUAUCUUCAGAUAAUUAGCCCCAGGAUAGCAGAGAGUUUUAGAAUGAUUAAAAAAAUAUUUUGUUAAAUAACAAGGGAUAUUAUCAGAGAAUAGCUAGAUGCCUAGAGAAUUGAAUAUGUCACAUUUGAUAUGUUACAUACAAAUGUCUGUUUGCUAUAUGAUUUGUGACUAGUUUUCCAUCCGUGUCUUGGAGAGUUUCCUCUUAGAUUUUGAAAAUUACAUUUGUACCUUUUUUUUAGACACUUUGCACGUUUCCUCAUACAUGCUAGCUAGUUCCAGGAAGAGCUUGUCUUAGUUAGGAAUAUUUCUUCUCACUUCUUCUGAAUUUUGAAAAGAUCUUUAUAGUUAGUCUUUUAUCUGAAGUUACUGCUUGUGAUACUGAAAGAUGGUUGUCAGUUGGAGAUUGUUCUUGGCAUAGAGUCUAUGCCUCAACCUCAGAAGAGCCAAGUCCCCACAUGGCCUGCAUGCCGCUCCGCACUGAUGAGCCUGUUGUUCAACUGUACUGGCUGGUAUUGGUGGGCCAUGCUAGUCCUCUACUAUCCAGGUAUAAGACACAAAAUAGAUGUGAGACGGGGCAAAGGGAGAAUGAGUUAUGAAGAAGAAGGAAAGGUUCAUUUCUCCAGACCCCAAAAGGUAAAGAACCUUCCAUGCAGGAAGAGACACACAUCCGUUAAUUUGCUGUGGUAUGAGCAACAAUAUAUAAAAGUUCACUAAGACGUUAAUUCUAAUAAAACUCAAAUUUUAUGAAUCUGGAGAAAAUGAUACUCAUAGCAAUAAUUAUGUUUAAUAAAUGAUCAUAAACAA
Messenger RNA from Rattus rattus (black rat), 3584 nucleotides. RefSeq names its product tetratricopeptide repeat domain 33 (gene Ttc33). The coding region runs from base 189 to 977 and encodes 262 amino acids. The record is from RefSeq and is a predicted model, not a curated record. Lineage: Eukaryota; Metazoa; Chordata; Mammalia; Rodentia; Muridae. Gene Ontology annotation, molecular function: protein binding. The transcript is spliced from 5 exons.